Molecule: messenger RNA, 549 nt
Organism: Penicillium brasilianum
Lineage: Eukaryota; Fungi; Ascomycota; Eurotiomycetes; Eurotiales; Aspergillaceae
Source: the annotation of a GenBank genome assembly
AUGACCAGCUCAUCGCUAGGAAACCCCACGGGACCCCAGGACGACUCGCCCGGUCGCCAGUCAUCAACCUCCCAGAAUACACCCACCGCCCAACGACGACCCCAAUCCAGGAGGGACGGAGCUACGAGGGAGCUAACGACGGCCCAGCCGCCUGCGAUCUCGCGGGGAAUCUGCGCCCGCAUCGCUCAGUGGCUGAGGCCUGGCGGGUGGGGACCGGCGUGCCAGCCCCAACCCACAGGCCCUGGCUCCGUUGGCGCUGGAACGACUUCCCAGCAAUCAGCAUCGCGCCCGCAGCUACACAUCCAGCCCGACGCAAGCGCCUCACUCGACUGCAAGGCCUGUCGCGAGUGGAAUGUGGUCUGCGACCAUGCCCGGCCGCAGUGUGAACACUGCUAUGAGCAGCAGAUUCUCUGCUUCUAUGUCAAUCCCGGCCAGAAGCCUAGGCGCAAGGCGAGGCGGCAUGGGGAGAAUAUAGUUGGGGAAAUGGCGGCCAUGUCGGAGGAGCGUGCGCGAUCCAUCACUGAUGUGUCAGCAGCGACGCCGGUUUGA